ACUUCCUCAAAGGGUCUCUCUCUAUAUAAACUUAACGCCCAUGGAUUCACCAUAGAUCCAGAAAAUCCUCAAACAACAGAUCAGAAGAUAAAAGACAUGAAGCAACAACGUUUUUUGGUCGCCUUCUUCGUAGUCCUUUUCAGCUUCCUCCUUUUUGUGUAUCUGAGUGAAGGAAAAUCAGAAGUUGCAGAGGACUAUUGGAAGAAGAUGAUGAAGAGUGAGCCAUUACCUGAACCAAUCAAAGAUAUUCUCAACAAUCCUUUUAGGACAGGACAAGAGAGGUUCGCUAAGAAUUUCAACACCAAAUCUGUCGUCAUUAUCUACCACAAUCCUAAUGUAUAAUUGAUUAAAUCUAUGUAUCGGGCUAUACAUGCACGUGUAUGUGUGUGUGUUAUUUAAGCAAAUAAGAUAAUAACAUCUGCUUGAGUUGUUGUUCUACCAA
Brassica napus (rape) is the source of this 442-nucleotide messenger RNA. RefSeq lists its product as uncharacterized. The transcript is spliced from 2 exons. Lineage: Eukaryota; Viridiplantae; Streptophyta; Magnoliopsida; Brassicales; Brassicaceae. The coding region runs from base 97 to 342 and encodes 81 amino acids. The record is from RefSeq and is a predicted model, not a curated record.